Xyrauchen texanus (razorback sucker) is the source of this 2576-nucleotide messenger RNA. It is a transcript of the gene fbxl13, whose product is annotated as F-box and leucine-rich repeat protein 13. Gene Ontology annotation, molecular function: protein binding. Gene Ontology annotation, cellular component: SCF ubiquitin ligase complex. Gene Ontology annotation, biological process: SCF-dependent proteasomal ubiquitin-dependent protein catabolic process. NCBI's taxonomy places the organism in Eukaryota, Metazoa, Chordata, Actinopteri, Cypriniformes, Catostomidae. Bases 37 to 2334 code for a protein of 765 amino acids. The transcript is spliced from 21 exons. The record is from RefSeq and is a predicted model, not a curated record.
GCUUUAAAACAACCAUUUCAUUAAACCAUCGCUGCCAUGAUGACUUCUUUACAAGAUGCAGAUCCAAUCUUAAGAGACUACAUGAUUAAACAUUCACUUCCUCAGAUUUACAAGGCUUUACUUGCUGGGUUAUGUGUCUCAUGCCCUGAAGAUCCUCUGCACUUUAUAGAGGAGAAGAUUCGAGCAAUUCUGGAGGAUCAAGAUUUUGAGAUUUACUGGCACACAUUCAUUGACAAAGACAAACAAGUCUCGUCAUUGGCAGGAGGUCUUGUGUGUGAUAUUUUUGGACAUCAAGAAGACUGCCUGUGUCUCUCACAUAUGUUGGAGAAAGCAUACUCCUGUUAUCGAAAUAACCUGACCAAAAAGUAUUUCACGGGUUGGAAGAGUUAUAUUUUGAACAAGAAAAUGAAGGAUACCAGUCUCCUAGAGAGUAUUGAAGAGGCUGAGCUGUAUCACACACAGAGAGGGAUAAGAGUGACUUUCAUCAAGUGGACUGUGUGGGUUCGGAUUCGCAAACAGAGGCAGAAUGAUGCUGUGAGGAAACUGCAGAGAGUUCAGGAUUCUGCCCAGUGCAGAAACACCUUCACAGCUUGGCGUCACAUUGUGCGGGACACUAAACGAACAAGGGCGUACUUUAGGAACCUAGAUAGACAUAUGCAAGAAAAUCAGAACUCAGACAUACCACAGGGCCAUGGACAGGACAGACUAUCACUGCUGCCUAGCAAGCUAUCUCUUAAGAUCUUCCAAAGUUUAGGUGUGGGUGACCUCCUGAAAUGUGCUCAGGUGUGUCGUUCAUGGAAAGCGAUCACUCAGAUCAGCUCACUGUGGACAAAGAUCAAUCUGUCCCCUGAGAGCAGCUGGAUCACAGAUAAGACUGUGGGAAGAAUACUACAGGCACAUCGUGUCUUUGUGACAUCGAUUAACUUGUGCACUUGCACCAUGGUGGAAGGGUCAAGUUUGAGAUGCAUAAGUCAAUGCAAAAAUCUACAAGAACUCAAUCUCAGUGAAUGCCCAAAUGUGAAUGAUGAAAUUAUGAGGGGGAUUUUAGAGGUCUGCCACUCUAUCAUUCAUCUUAAUUUGGCCUACACCCAUAUAACCAAUGACACCAUGAGAGUCCUUUCAAGGUGCUGCCUGACACUGCGGUUUCUGAGUAUUGCAUACUGCAUGGACUUCUCUGAUAAAGGUCUGCAGUAUCUGACCACAGGAAAAGGCUGCCACAGAAUUAGUCAUUUAGACCUCUCUGGCUGUUCUCAGAUAUCUGUGCAAGGAUUUGCGUAUGUUGCUGAGGCUUGCAGUUCACUUCAAAAGAUUGUGUUAGAUGACCUGCCCACCCUAACUGAUGCCUGUAUGCAGGCAUUAGCGCCUAAAUGUCAUAUGCUGACUACGAUUUCCCUAUUGGACUCGCCAUAUAUAUCUGAUGUGGCUUUCAAAGCUAUUACAGAGGUGACCAGCCUCACCAAGUUCCAAGUAGAAGGUAACAACCGAAUGACAGACAGCAGCUGGGUUGCCCUGUGCCGAAGCUCUCUGAAUCUCAAUGAAGUUCGCGCGUCUGACUGCUCUUGCAUGACUGACGUCAGCAUGAAGUCUUUAGGAAGUCUAUCAAAGCUGUGCAAACUAGACAUAUCAGGCUGUAUCAAGGUGUCUGAUACAGGAAUCCGCUACAUCUCAGAUGGAUCAAGUGCCGGUGAAUUACGAGAGCUCGAUCUUUCCUAUUGCCCCAGAGUGACUGACCUGUCCCUCAGGAGAAUAGCUCUUAAAUUUACCAAUCUGACCCACUUGAGAGUGUGUUUCUGUGAGAAUCUCUCUGAUAACGGGUUUGAGAGUCUGGGCAACUGUGCUUCUCUCGUCUCUCUGGACAUCACUGGAUGCAAAAUCCAGGACCAGGGACUAGCAGCCCUGGGAGCCAACCAGAGUCUUAGAAAACUGACUGCAUCUGAGUGUGUUUCCAUAACAGAUCAUGGAAUAAAGAUGUUCUGCAGACAAUCUCGUCAUUUGGAGCUUUUGGAUGUGUGUCACUGUGUGUGUCUGUCUGAUCAGGCAAUCGAAGUCCUUUCCAUCUUCUGCAGAAACAUUACCACAGUCAGACUGGCUGGAUGCCCUAAAAUGACAGAUACAUCGGUGAAGUAUAUAACAAGGGUUGGCCACUUCCUGAAAGAGCUGGACGUCAGUGGAUGUUUCCUCCUGACUGACUGCACCCCUUCAUUUCUACUGCGCAGCUGUCCACAGCUGCGUUCCAUCCGCAUGCUCAACUGCAAGAACAUCACCAAAGAGGCCGCUCUGAAGUUGCAGUGCCGUGUCCAACACUGGAGACACAGUAACGACAAUCUGGAUUAAUUACUAUGACUCAACAGGAUUCUGGGCCAACCAUAUAUUGAAGCUCCUUGGGGCCAACAGGAGAAUGACGGAGAGGAUGAAGAAGCAACCAACAAGAUUAAUCAAGACUUGCUGCACUGUAGAAAGCUCUAAAAUUUGAUACUGAAUAUCUUUUAGAUAUUAUAAUUUAUUAAAAUAAUUUAUUUUGAUGAAAAACCUUUUCUCAAAGGCAUGUUGCAUUAUCACACAUCUUUAGGAAACAA